Thrips palmi is the source of this 2212-nucleotide messenger RNA. RefSeq names its product eukaryotic translation initiation factor 4H (gene eIF4H1). The transcript has 6 exons. Gene Ontology annotation, molecular function: RNA binding. Bases 213 to 1127 code for a protein of 304 amino acids. NCBI's taxonomy places the organism in Eukaryota, Metazoa, Arthropoda, Insecta, Thysanoptera, Thripidae. The record is from RefSeq and is a predicted model, not a curated record.
UUCGUCUGACAUUCGAACCUCGCGCCGACACCAACCAAGGCAACAGAGCUACUCUUUUUUGCGUCGUAAAUUUGUGUAGUGAUAUUCAGGCCACAGUAUUGUUGUAAUUAAGGUCGUGAUAAAAAAGUGAGUGGAUUGCGAUUUUCGGCAGUUGUCAACAAGGCAAAGAAUAGUUGAUCACAGUCAUCCGCCGCCAGUUGCAUCCAUCCAACAUGGCUGGACGCAGCGGGUAUGAUGAUCAAGAAUCAUGGGACAAUUUUGGAGGCGGCAGGCGAGGUGGUGGAGGAGGCGGAGGACGUCGCCCUUUACCUACGGAACCACCAUUCACAGCCUUUGUCGGAAAUUUACCUAACGGAGUUGUCCAGGGAGAUAUUGCCAAGAUUUUUCAAGAUAUGGCGGUUAAAAACAUUAGGCUAAUGCAUGACCGUGAUACUGACAAAUUUAAAGGCUUCUGUUACGUGGAAUUUGACAAGAGAGAGGAUCUGGAAACUGCUUUGGAAUACAAUGAACGAAUUAAAGUUGAGUCAUCCCUUAUCCGGGUAGACGUUGCAGAGGGCAGAAGGAAUGACCGUGGUGGUGGUUUUGGAGGCCGUGGAGGUCGUGGCGGCGGCGGCGGUGGAGGGUUCGGUGACCGAGGGCCAAGAGGCGGUGGCGACCGCGGUCCUCCUCGGGGAGGUCCCCCUGGAGGCCCAUCAGAAAGGUUCUCUGACGGUCGGGGCAACAGAGGCAUGUACGGCGGUGGCCAGUUUGACGGCGACCGUGGCGGCGACUGGGACCGCGGCGGUGGACGACGUGGCGGCGACCGCGAUGGUCCCCGAGGAGGUGCCUUCGGCGGCAGGGAUGGCCGGGACGGACCGGAACGCCGAGGCUUCGGAGGCCCCCCUGGCGCUGGCCCUGGCGCCGGUCCACCAGGCCGAGACCGGGACCGCCGGCCGUUUGAGGAACCGCCCCCAGACACAACUGGCCGACCAAAACUGAAGCUUGCUCCCAGAACUGUCCCAACACCAGUCAAUGCACUGGCUGAAACCUUACAAAAUACUUCAAUUUUUGGAGGUGGUAAACCUCGAGAAGAAAAGGUUGAUUCUUCAGAAUCAUCCGACCCAGCUCCGCCAAAUAAUACUGAAUAAGAGAGGACUUAAAAUGUAAGCCUCCCACAAUUGCAAAAUAUUCAGACUUGACUAUGGUAUAGCACAAGAGCAAGGGUGGAGAGGACAAGAAGAGCCGUUUUUGAGGUGAUCUCUAAUUUCUUUAACAAUCAAAUCAAUCAAAUGUCACUGAUCAGUGUGAAGGAAUAGAGAUAUGGACUAUCUUUGUUUAGCAAUCCAUUUUAUUAUAUGUAAUUUCAAAUAUAUGUAUUGAAACUCCUGUUUGUCUGAUGCCUUUUGGCAUUUCUUUUGUGCAUAAAUGUUUUCUCUUUGCUGCAAAUGUGCAUUGGUUAUCUGUUUGUGGUGUUUGAUUUUCAAGUUACAGUCUGAGAGUAUGCUCAGUUUGUGUCUUACCUAUCUGUUCUUUUGCUAGAAUUGUGGUUGUGUACUGUUAAGGGCUGUGGCAGUAGCAGGCUGUGGGACAGGAGCAGGGCUCUUGUUCAUGCAACUUAAGCUCUUUGUUGUUUCGAAACACUUUUUGCAUUUUUCUUACCAGAAGGUCAAAGAUAUAACACAAUAAUUUUACUGCAUCAUUCAAUUAUUGAAAGUGAUUUUUUAAAAAAUGAAUGCCGUAGAUUAUCAGGACUUAUAUUAUUGUUUGCAAAUUUGGCAUACUGCAAGUCUUGGCCCGAAGUUUUUCCUCUCGUAAUUUUGAGCUCAGGUUGGGUAUAUUUACCAAUUGUGGAUAUUUGCUUGAAAAGUCAAUGUCUGUAAUACAUUAAUGGCAGUUUGCUUGGACUGAUUGUGCCUUAAUGCAAAUCAUGUUUGUAAUGUCAAUUAGAACUGAGCUGUUUCUGUAGGCAAAUGAUGUCUUUGAAUUCUCUCUAAUUUUACAUUUCAUGUCCUUUCCAUUCUGUAAGUACCUUGUGGUUCUCUUUAGAUUAUUGCUGUUUUUGUUUCUUCACUUGUUUUACCUUUUUUUGUCCUUUUUAUUGUAUUUGUUUUGAGACCUUCAAGCCAUGCCUUUCUUGUGAUGUCUUUUUUGGGUGUAUUCAUUUGCCUGAAUUCAUGAAGUUCAAAUUGAAGCUUAUUAAUAAAUUAAAUCUGAGAGAAAACCCUUAAAGAAA